Saimiri boliviensis boliviensis (Bolivian squirrel monkey) is the source of this 3129-nucleotide messenger RNA. It is a transcript of the gene CDC42EP4, whose product is annotated as CDC42 effector protein 4. Gene Ontology annotation, biological process: positive regulation of actin filament polymerization; regulation of cell shape; Rho protein signal transduction. Gene Ontology annotation, cellular component: cytoskeleton; cytoplasm; plasma membrane. Gene Ontology annotation, molecular function: small GTPase binding. The record is from RefSeq and is a predicted model, not a curated record. NCBI's taxonomy places the organism in Eukaryota, Metazoa, Chordata, Mammalia, Primates, Cebidae.
GACAUCAGCGCGGAGGGGCGCGCGGGGAGGGCGCGGGCGGGGCCUGGAAGGGGAGUGUCCUGGCUGCUCCCAGCCCCGAAAGCCCGAGAGCCAGAGGGAAACAAACGCCGGCGCUGACAGGGGCCGCCAGCCCCGCCGCCGCGCGGAGCCCAAAGAGGGGACAGCGCAGCCGCCCCGGUCCGGCGCUCUGGUCUCCGGGGACCGAGCCUUAUGAUCUCAUUGCGUCCCCCUCUGCCCACCAGACUUGGACUUCAGAUCUGACCCCAGACCUGCCAGCUACCUCAGGAGGGCCCACCUCCCCACCCGCCCAGCAAAAUGCCGAUCCUGAAGCAGCUGGUGUCUAGCUCGGUGCACUCUAAGCGCCGUUCCCGAGUGGACCUCACGGCCGAGAUGAUCAGCGCUCCGCUGGGCGACUUCCGCCACACCAUGCACGUCGGCCGGGCCGGAGACGCCUUUGGGGACACCUCCUUCCUCAAUAGCAAAGCUGGCGAGCCCGAUGGUGAGUCCCUGGACGAACAGGCCUCCUCUUCAUCUUCCAAACGCAGUCUCCUGUCGCGGAAGUUCCGGGGCAGCAAGCGGUCACAGUCGGUGACCAGGGGGGACCGGGAGCAGCGGGACAUGCUGGGCUCCCUGCGGGACUCGGCCCUCUUCGUCAAGAAUGCCAUGUCUCUGCCCCAGCUCAAUGAGAAAGAGGCCUCAGAGAAGGGCACCGGUAAGCUGCCCAAGAGCCUGUCGUCCAGCCCUGUGAAGAAGGCCAAUGGUGGGGAGGAUGGCGACGAGGCGGGUGUGGAGGAGGCAGUACCCCGUCGGAAUGGGGCCAUGGGUCCCCAUUCCCCAGACCCCCUCCUCGACGAGCAGGCCUUUGGGGACCUGACAGAUCUGCCGGUUGUGCCCAAGGCCAGCUAUGGCCUGAAGCACGCGGAGUCCAUCAUGUCCUUCCACAUCGACCUGGGGCCCUCCAUGCUGGGUGAUGUCCUCAGCAUCAUGGACAAGGACGAAUGGGACCCCGAGGAGGAGGAGGGCGGUUACCAUGGCGAUGAGGGCGCUGCUGGCACUGUCACCCAGGCUCCCUCAUACACUAUGGCCGCCACUGCCCUGGCAAGGCAAGAAGGCAAAGCUGGCCCAGACUUGCCCUCCCUCCCCUCCCAUGCUCUGGAGGACGAGGGGUGGGCAGCGGCCGCCCCCAGCCCCGGCUCAGCCCGAAGCGUGGGCAGCCACACCACACGGGACAGCAGCUCCCUGUCCAGCUGCCCCUCAGGCGUCCUGGAGGAGCGCAGCCCUGCCUUCCGGGGGCCAGACAGGGCCCGGGCUGCUGCCUCGAGGCAGCCGGACAAGGAGUUCUCCUUCAUGGACGAGGAGGAGGAGGAUGAAAUCCGCGUGUGAGCAGACAGCGGGUGGCCACCCGGAGCUCUCGGCUGCAUCUUCUCCCUGCCUCCACCCCACUAUGACCUUUGACCCUACGGUGCAGGGGCAGCCAGGAGCCUUGCUUCGAACCGCGGACCCUGGACCUUGUAGAUGAGGGACAUUGGCCUGGCCCCCGGGCCUUCGGAGGACUUGAGGGGCUGGCAUGGGGGCCGGCUGGCUGCCUGACUGCAUCACGCUCCCUGCACUUGGGCUGCGUGGGACAAGGGCUGUUUUCGCAGCAGGAAUCGGCUUUCCUCUCUUGGCCUCCCUUUCUUCCACCCUGGCCUCAAAUGGAUGCCAGAUGCCGACCUGAGUUCCUGCCACGUGCGGCCAGCAGGUCAGCUGGGAGGCAGCCUCGGCUCCAGGGAUGAGGACACUCGGCUCCCCUUUUCUCUGCUGGCAUUUCUGCUGUGCUCAGCGGUGGCUGCUGGGGAUGCAGCUGCAGCAGGAGGAAGGAGGGGGUCUUGCCUUUCAGCCCCUCCCUGCUCCACUCCAGCUGCUGUUCUGGAAGUCUGGAACCCCUCGGAGCUGAGCUGGACCAGGGGCAGCCGCGAACAUGGGCACUAAACGCAGCCCUUUCCCUGGGAAGAGACCAGGAAAGCCCUCAGGCUUCUGAAAUUGCAAGAAGGGACCCUUCCAGGAUGACACUAGGAACAGGGCUAGGGCCCUCGCUCAGUCCCUAGGAGCUCAUUUGUUCUUUAUUAUUAUGUUUAAAUCCUUAUAGAGCAGUAUCAGGACAGCGUUAAUAGGUCUGCCGCAGGAGAAUCAAUCCUUUUAGAAAACCUUUAUACUAAGCUUCCUCUUUGAAAUUCACAGUGGCGACGAGUGGGCUGGAGUCUGGGACAUCCAUGGCAAAGACACUAGCUCCACUUUAGUGCUUCCCAACUUGAUUUAGAAUGACACGGGGUGGGUGCCCGGUGUGUGUUUUCCCUACCCACCCCCCAUAGCUAUUAACAACUGAGGAAGGCCAGUGUAGAACAUUUUUGGAGAAUGAUUUUUUUUUUUUUUAAAUAAUCAUUUCUAUGGGAGGAAAAGUUUUUUUUGGGGGGGUAGUUAUUCCCUCCCUCUCCCCCACUCAUACCCUCGGUACUGACUACUUCCCCUUCCUUUCUCAGGCCUCCCCCUCAUCCCAUACUUCUGAGGCCAGGGGUGCCAGAUUUAGCAAAACCAAAAUGGGGUGCUGAGUUCAAUGUGAAUUUCAGGUAAACAAAAAAUAAUUUUCUCGAAUUAAUAUGCCCCCACGCAAUACUUAGAACACUUAGGCCAAAAGUUAUUUGUUUUUCUGAAAUUCAAGCUUCUCUCUGAGUCCUGUAACUCUCCCGAGGGGACUGAGCAGAAGCUCAGGGGGUCACCCCAAGGUUGACUGCUGGUUAUUCUUCUGUUCUGGGAACGGCUCAACCCACCUCCCUGUCUCCCUGUAGCCAGUGCGGGGAGGAGAGAGGCAGAACCAACCACAACCAGGGGCGUCCCCAUGGAGACUCUGGCCUGGCCUCCUCUCUCUUGCCUGACUGAGACACUAACUUAGUUCCUGGUUCGGUGCCCUGUUGGUGCUCCUGUUUCCAAGAGCUUAACGCCCACGGUGGGGGAGGAAUCGCAGGGGCUGAGCGCCCCACCAGCUGCCCUCAAAUCCCAUCCAGGCGAGUUCCAGACUCUAAACUGAAUUUUUUUCAUGAUACUGUCAAAGCAAUGAGGAAUCAUUAAAGAAAAAAAAAAAAGCCCUACAGC